AUGGCCAUUUAUCUGUACAAGAAAUGGAAAGCAACAAGAGAAACUCCUUCGACUCCGUCAGGACCCUCGAUCGAAACUUCAAAGCCAUCAAGAUUGUGCAAACACAGAACCAAUUCCCUAGAUUUCACGUCAGAGCAAGAGUCAGCAAUUCUUCUCGAAUCUCAAGCAAGGAACAGUGAAGGCAGAGAGGGCGGUACAAGUGAGCCUCAAGCUGGUACAUCUUAUGCUGAGCCAUGUAGUCUUUGUAUACAAGAGAAGAAAGCGUCCAGACGAUAUCGAUGGAGGUUAACUGCUGGGCUUAUGCUACCAUAUAUGGUACAAGCCCUAGAUAUCACCAUUAUUGCUGGGGCUUUACCUUUCAUUGCUUCAGAUUUCAAUCAACUUUCACAACUUAAUUGGAUUAUCUCCGCCUUCAAUUUAACCGCAACGGCAUUCAUACCAGCCUGGGGUCAACUUGCCGACAUAGCUGGCAGAUAUGCGACUCUUCAGGCGGCAUUAGUUUUCACCUUGAUUGGAAGCGCCCUUUGUGCUGGCGCACCAGUGAGUGCUUUCACCAUGCUACUAUUUGGUCGGGCAUUACAGGGACUCGGCUGUUCCGGGCUUCUAAUUUUGACCAAAGUUAUCCUUGCCGAUAAAGUCUCCCUCAAAGAAAAUGCAAAAAAUAACAGUGUAUUCGCUAUUGUUAGUGGCCUGGCCUAUGGAUUUGGACCUAUCGUCGGAGGAGCAUUGACACAAGUUUCGUGGCGCUGGUGCUUUAUUAUCAAUAUUCCAAUCGCGCUAGUGGGUAUGGUUGGUGUGCAUUUCCUUCUUCGACCAAUAAUGCUUGGCCCUCAGAAAAUCAGACGAACAGACGAUAAUACCGAAAUGAAAGGGCGCCAAACGUUUAUGACAAGACUUUCAACACUCGACUUUGGAGGACAAUUUUUAUUUCUCUUUGGCAUGGGUCUCUUCAUUCUUGCCUUAACGUGGGCAGGAGCUUCCUACCCAUGGUCAGACGUCAAGGUGAUUGUUCCUCUCGUUUUGGGCUCUCUCCUCCUCAUUCUAUUUCUCGUCUGGGAAUACCUUAUGAUGCCAGGCUCAGCACUAGCAGUGCGAUAUCCAUAUCGUCGUGCUAUGAUUCCAUUCAAGCUCAUCUUAAGUCGCAACUCUGGACUCCUAAUGUACAUCAAUUUCAUCACCGGAAUGGCAAUGUACGCCGUUUUCUACUUCGUCGAUAUAUAUUUCGCUCUCGUACUACAAUUCUCUUCCAGUGAAGGAGGUAAGAACCUUCUUUACUAUAUUCCAGGUUUGGCAGGCGGCGUAUACCUUGCCAUGUUCGCCUGCAAUGUAUUCCCCCGCCAGACUUGGUAUCCACUAUUCUUGGGUGCGCUCAUCGAACCUCUCGGUAUCACGAUCCUUGCUGCAGCUCUUUCCUGGGGUCAUCUACCUACCAUCUACGGCAUGCUUGCUUUAACUGGUAUCGGAACUGGUAUCCGACUCAUGCCCGGCACCCUCCAUGCUAUAGGUCAUUAUCCUACGCAAAUUGCACCCCUUGUCUCCAUGAUGUCUCUUUCUUCUUCGCUUGGUGGCACACUCGCCCUGACAAUUAUGCUCAACAUCUUCAAUAACCAUCUCUCCUCCUCUGGUAUAUCCGUAUCCGGUGCCACCACCGCGAGUUUCUCGGGCAUCGCAACUUUGGAAUCGGCAGAACAGGAUUAUGUGAGAAAGAUGGCGAAGGAGGGGAUAGUUUUGGCUUUCUAUGCUAUCUCGGCCUUUUUGUGGUUGGGAGUGGGCGCGAGUGUAGCAUUGGGGAAUGUAUGGAUUGCUAAGGGAGGUGAGGAGGGGAUGGCUAAUUUAAAUGGCGAUGAAAAGGUGGGACAGACGUGCGAAGGAAGUUUUCUUGGGAGUUUGUUGAGGAGAAGGAAUGGGAAUAAUGCGGAAAAGGCUUAA
Molecule: messenger RNA, 1929 nt
Organism: Botrytis byssoidea
Lineage: Eukaryota; Fungi; Ascomycota; Leotiomycetes; Helotiales; Sclerotiniaceae
Exons: 2
Coding region: 1-1929 (642 amino acids)
Biological process (GO): transmembrane transport; basic amino acid transport
Cellular component (GO): fungal-type vacuole membrane
Molecular function (GO): basic amino acid transmembrane transporter activity
Source: RefSeq, a predicted model, not a curated record